Messenger RNA from Tympanuchus pallidicinctus (lesser prairie-chicken), 8446 nucleotides. RefSeq names its product cAMP responsive element binding protein 3 like 2 (gene CREB3L2). The record is from RefSeq and is a predicted model, not a curated record. The coding region runs from base 108 to 1670 and encodes 520 amino acids. Gene Ontology annotation, molecular function: DNA-binding transcription factor activity, RNA polymerase II-specific; cAMP response element binding. The transcript has 12 exons. Lineage: Eukaryota; Metazoa; Chordata; Aves; Galliformes; Phasianidae. Gene Ontology annotation, biological process: regulation of transcription by RNA polymerase II.
GCUCCGGCGGGGAACGCGGCCUCGGAGCGGCGCCGGUAGCGGCGGCGGGCGGCCCAUGGGAGUGGGCGGCACGGCUUGAGCUCGGGCGCGGGGCAGCCGGGGCCGCCAUGGAGGUGUGCGAGAGCGGCGAGCAGCCGCCGCUGCUGCAUUGGGAUCGCAAGCUGAGCGAGCUGUGCGAACCCGCCGACCCCGACACCCUGCUGGGCCACACGCACUUCACAGAGUUCCUGGAUGAGUUCUCACCAGAUGUCCUAGGCCAGCUCUUGAACGAUCCCUUCUUGUCUGAGAAGAAUGAAGUGAUGGAGGUGGAACUGUCUCCAGCAUCCCCAGCGCCACUCAUCCAGGCAGAACACAGCUACUCCCUGUGUGGGGAUUCCCGGCCCCAGUCACCACUGACCCACAUCUCGACUGAUGACAACUUUAAUGAAGGUGACCUGGAAAAUGAGGACUGGUGUCUGGGUUCAGAACUGACUCCAGCAGCAAUAAAGACUGAGCCAGCGUUGUGCGAGACGUCAGGCCUUGCUCCCUCUGUCAGUCUCACUGUCACUGCCAUGUCACUGGAUGGGGAACAAGCUGAGCUGCAUACUGAUGUCCUGAUGAAACCACUGAGCCAGAAAGCUCUUCCAGAGAUUAAAUUGGAGCCUCAUGAAGUGGAUCAGUUUCUGAAUCUCUCUUCUAAGGAAGCAGUUGAUCCCCUGCAUUUGCCUCCAACCCCUCCCAGCAGUCAUGGCAGUGACUCUGAGGGAGGGCAGAGCCCAGCUAGAUCUCUCCCUCCUUCAAGCCCAAUUCAGCUGCAAGCCGCAGCUAAAGUGGCAUCACGCACAGCUUCAGCACUCUCCAAUUCCCCUCUCCUGACUGCACCACAUAAAUUGCAGGGGACUGGCCCACUCAUCCUGACAGAGGAGGAGAAGAGGACACUGAUAGCAGAGGGGUACCCAAUCCCUACCAAACUGCCCCUGACAAAAGCAGAGGAGAAGGUGCUGAAGAAAAUCCGCAGAAAAAUAAAGAACAAGAUCUCUGCCCAGGAAAGUAGAAGAAAAAAGAAAGAAUACAUGGACAGCCUGGAAAAAAAAGUUGAGAACUGUUCAAAUGAAAACAGCGAGCUACGUAAGAAGGUUGAAGUCCUGGAAAGUACUAACAGAACACUUCUGCAGCAGCUGCAGAGACUCCAGGCCAUGGUUGCUGGGAAGGUGUCCCGUUCAUGUAAGGCAGCUAGCACACAGACAGGGACCUGUCUUAUGAUGGUGGUGCUGUGCUUUGCAGUUGUUUUUGGCAGCUUUUCUCAGAGCUAUGGACCAUAUCCUUCGGCUACAAAGAUGGUGUUGCCCAGGCAGCAUUCCUCACCAGAGUCCUACACAGACUCCAUUGUGAGGUCACGGAGUCUGCUAAUUUAUGAAGAGCCUCACCAACUGGAGGAGUCGUCGAGCCCGAUCUCAUCUGCAGAUCGAAACGACAGGCAUGCAGACAGCAGCAAGUAUGCGGCGCUAGCUCUGGAAGCUGUGCCAGUGAUGCAGAGGGAUGAUAUCAUGGAGUUCACAAUAGCCAACGAGACACGGCUAGAGAAAUCAGUGCUGCUGGGCUUGCAGCAGCACAGAGUCAACUCUGAAAUUGAAGGAAAUGAAACACUGAAGAUAAUUGAAAUAGAUAGAAGAGUCAAUGCCACCUCUUAAAAAUAAAAAGGCCUUUUUUCUUGACUUCCCUCUUUCCCAGAUACUUUCAACCAAAGUCCCCCUGACUUGUCAUCCUUAGUGAACCAAAGCACAAAAGAGGGAGUUGACCAAAUUCUGCAUUGACUGGUGAGACUGUGACUGCAGAUGGAAUCUCUUGUCUUGUGACUCCCUUCCUUACUUCACACAAUCCCUAUAUUUGCUUUUAUUUCUUUCCUGUCUGGUAAUACAAGGGCAGGGUUGAAUUAUUAUGAUUGCAGAUGAUACCAGCAGUGUGCUGAUGAUCGAUCUGUGUAUGUGUGCCAGUGCUUGCAUGUAUACAUCAUCAUCUGUGCAUAAAGUCAUUGGGUAGAAGAGUGGAAUAUGCAAAACUGAUGGGAGCAAGUGGUUGAUGGGUUUCUUUGGAGAAGGCAAUUAAGAGAAAUAGGAGAGGCAGUGUGAUGCUGCUCAACUUUAGUCACGGUUCUAUGCUCACUGGUCUGUAGAACUUGAGCCUUUUUUGGAGGAGUGAGAAGCAUAUGUUUCAUCUGCCUUUGAAAGCACAAGAAUGGGCCCCAAUACUAUUUUGUUAACAGCACAGGCAGGAGAGGUAUGGACAGUGACGGUGCUGAAUCAUCCUCCCCUACAUCUUUGUCUCUUCUCCUCACCAGCCCCUAUGUCAUUUAAUGUAACAGGUUUCUGUUUGCACUGGAAGCAAACGUGGUAGGUAUCCCUACUUCUUCUACCCUUAUGGAAUUCAAGCGAAGAUCCAUCACUGUCUUGUCACAAUGUCUGGGACAAAUGGAGUAAUUUAACUGAUUUUGUUUAGAAAGCAGGUUUUGUUAACUUCAGGCAGUGUUUUGGGUGGAUGUUCCUUAGUCUGCUGAAGGCUAAUCUGUUUAGUUCAGAUCAAUUCCUUCCCAAUAAACUAAAUCAAUGUUAAGUCUUAAACCAGAAGUGCCUCCUGAGAGGACCGUAUGGAUUUUAUUUAUUGGCUUCUAGUUGCAUUGAUGGAAUUUUUCGUGUAGACCAAGUCUUGUUGUGUUCUCCUUUUUUUUUUUUUUUUUUUUUUGCCAUUUUCCUGUUACUGUUGUAAAUAGUAUUUAUUAGCUUUGCAAGAUUUUGUUCGAGGACUUAUAUUGGAUUAACCUCCCCUAACCCUGCAAGUCAUCUUGGCAAGCUCUGAAAUUGGACAUACAAAUAUCACAGAGCAUCCCAUUCCUUCCCUCUAAGCUUGAAUUGCCUUAAAAUAGUCGUAGGCCUCCUCUUCUUCAUGUGUCCUUUUCCAGAGAUGAGAUCUUAGAUCAACUGUUUAGCCAAAUAAAAUGCAUACAAUUCAGGCCUGGAGGCGGUUAGAUGCUGUGCUAACAUACAGCAAGUCCCUGACCUGAGGAGUUGGUAUGUAGGCAGCAGACAAGGCAAAAAAGGAAUGAGGCAGGCACACAGGGAGGUGAAGUGACUGCCCCAAAGUGUAGUGGAUGAACUAAAGAACCAUAUUCAAAUCUGAUCCUAGUCCAGUCCACUUUUUACUUUGCCGUGUUUCCUUCUUCUCCCAUGUAGCUGUUGCCUAAGACUUGUCCUUCUAUUGCCUUUCUCAUGCCUUUGUCUGAGUUGUGCUUCUUGGAAUUUGUCCUUGGAUUGGCACAGCCAAUUCUAGCUCAUGAUUUGGGAUUGCUCUUAUUGCUACAGAAUGUUACUCAGACUUCAUUGAGGAUGAAUUUAAUGUGAAAAAUCUUAGUUCAGCAGGCUAGCAUAGCUAUUUUACAGUUUAACAUAAGUCAAUUUAAAAAAAGAAACAACAAAACAAUUUUGUAGCUCUAUUUUUUUCCCCUUGUGAUAAAUAAGGGAAAAACUAACUAACUUAGCCUUACAAGUAAUUUUUUACUAUGUACAGUAGUUAUUUCCUGCAAGUAUUCUAUUUUGUAAAAUAUUGGAUUUGUAUUUUAUUGUAGCAGCUGCCACACCUGCUCCUUUCUUGUUCUUCAUUCUCUUCAGACUUUCUUUCUUUAGUGUCCUAUUUGCUAUCUGCUCUUAGGCCUAACUCAAAGCUCAAAGAAAGAAAUGGAAAGAAUUUGGUGGACAGCAGUGGGCUUUGGUUUGCCCUCCCCUUUUUCCCCCCGGGCCAUUUUCAGAAGGUAUUUCACCAUAGUGAGAAUGAAAUGUAUGCGUGACUCUAUGAGCUGAUAGUGAGUGUUGGCGUACGGAUGUACUUUUACUUUAUGUCCUAUUCAUCUAUGCAAGUGCCUUUUUACUAAUUUACCUUUGGUAGAAAUGAGAGAAGAAUGCUGUCUUAGACCAUUUUGCAAGAAUUCCCUUCUCGGCAUGGAUCAGUGAACCUUUAGAGCUUCUUUCCCUUCACAACUAUCCUGUUCAGUCCUCCACAUCAUUCUAGUACCCCACAAUGGCUUUUGGAUGUUUUUUUGAAGCCAGGCUUCACCUAAAUAGCAAACACUACUAAUUGGUGUCACUGACAACAUCACAAGGGAGAUGGCUGUGUAUUUCAGCCACAUGAGGUCAGCAAAGAGUCACAGAAUCAUGGAAUGGUUUGGGUUGGAAAGGACCUUUAAGAUCAUGUAGUUCCACCUCCCUGCUAUAGGCAGGGACACCUCCCUCUAGACCAGGUUGCUCAGAGCCUCAUCCAGCCUGGCCUUGAAUGCCUCCAUUAGCCUACAUUAUUUUAAAUAGUGCUCCUUGAAAUAGCAUUAAUCUAAGCAGGACAGCUAUGUUGUCUCAGAGGUCGGAGGGGGCAUUCACAUCAUCACUGGGCAACCUGUGCCAGUGUCUCAGCACCCUCAUAGGAGUGUCAGGAGAAAGCUGGGACUGACCGUUUCGCUAUGUUAUAGCAGACCUACAUAAGUGGGCAAGGUCGUAGCUUAGAAUGUUCUGUAAGUGGUAUUUUGGUUUCAGAGCACCCACGGUUUGCCACUUCUGAGUGAAACUGAAUACUUGAGGCUUCUGCAAAAGGGGCAUCAAACUGUCAAGCACAGCGUUGCUUUUAAUCGGGUUGCAGUUUGCACUGUGCAUAAACAGAAGGCCAAGCUGCCUGAGCUUGUGCCCACUGCCAGCUAAAUGGAUCACCUCUCAUUGCAGAUACUGCUGACUUCAUUGUAAUGAAGUAAAAAUUGAAUUUUUUCCCAGUACUUGGAAGAGACAAUUUUGCAAUACCCAAGUAAACUCCUUCUCUGAGACCUCCUUCAGUAAACCCUAUUGAUGCUUUGCCUUCUUACUUGCUUAAUUUGGACCUAUCAAUUCAAAUCUUAACAGGAGAUAAUCAUGUUUUCAUCUGAAACAUUUUAAAUUGGUCAUAUUCAGGGUCAGACCCUGCUGAACUAAUUCAUCUGAAUCAGUCUGGCAACAUUGAUUUUAACUGCUGAAUAAUAUGCUUCUAUAAUCUUCACCUGUCUCAUUCUUUAAAUAAUUUUUAAGUACUCUCGGGAAUCUCUUGAGCUAGCACACACAUAGUUUGUGGAUUUUAUUAUUAAAUACUAUUUCUUUAUAAUAAGGAAAUCCUUUGCUUUACUUCGGUAUGUUUGUGACCAUUUUUCUUUAACAACCUUAAUUGAACAGAUUUCUCUUUGAGACAGUAGGAGCCAAGUAUCUCCCAUCAUCACCCUCCCAUGGGCUGAUAUGUGACAAGGACCUGCUGCCCCUGGGGUGAGCGAUGGCCAUGCCCUAGCAGGGGGCUGGGGAGACCCAAGGGCAGGCCCACUGAGAUCCAAGGGGAAAUGUUGCAGAGGAAGCUGUAUGUGCUAAGGACGUUGGUUGGGAGCAGUAAGGGGUGUUCAGGGAGGGAGGAUGCCAGUGUUUAUAAUGAUCUCAGCCAUAUUAGUUGAGUCUGUAGUGUAACAGUAUGCCUUUUGCAGUGGUCAGUGACAUGGGAUGACGUGUGUGUAUGGACAGGGCAGGCAGAGGCCUUGUGCUACCUGAUAUCCACUUCCAUUAGAGGACUUAAGCAAUCCUUAGAGUCUUCAACAGCAACUUUGUGCUGUUUGACAUCAUGGUUAUGUGCUAGUAAACUUCACUUUGACGCCCAUAGCGUCAAAGCAUGCCUAGAUCUGUCACUUCUUUGCUUCUAGGGAGAUAAGCUAUGAAGGAAUUAGGGCAUUAUUUUAUAUAUAUAUAUAUUUAAGAAGAAUUAAGCACAGGGCACGUGGUAAUUCUAACCUUGUUACCUGUGUGUAGAUAAUGUUGGUGUUGGGUUUUUUGUUUUGAUGUUUGAUUUGCCAGGCUAUUUAUAGUUCUUUGCUGCAUUUCUUUUACUUUCUUCUCACCAUUCAGUGUUUUCCAGCAGCACGGAGUAAUAUUGGAUUAGAUUGAGAUUCUGAGGCCAGCUCCUGGCUGAUGGCAGCACAGCUUCUCCUUCACUGCUUCCAGGCGCUGCAGGUUGAUCCAUGAUGGCAGGAGAUCUCUUCCAUAGCCCUCUGUAUAACAAUGUAUCCCAGUGCAGGCUUAUUCUUGAUUUCUUUAAUGUACGGCUGAGAAAGUAUCCGAAAACUUUCCUUCUCUUUUUCUCACUGCUGAAAUUCCCACCUCUUCCCCCAUCCCCAAAGCAUCAACGCUGAGUUCUGUCUGGUGCAUUUAGAAUGUGGGUCAAGUAAAUGAAUGAUACUAAUUACUAUGUUGGGAGGGAUUUCCUUUGAGUAUUUGGGCUCUAGAUUCUAGCUAAUGCCAAGAGGCCAUUGUACAAAACCCAUGCAGCUAAGAACAGAAGUAUACAGAUUAUUUUUAUACUUGGCUGACUAAAAUAUUUCUUUCUCAAGUCAUUAAUUAGAAAGGGAACAUUUUGUAUUUUGAAGGUGAAGUAGUAGGUCAGUACUUUUAACUACGAAAGUGGUAGUAGCCUAUACAAGCAGCAUUGUGCUAUUGGUGCUGCUGCUUUGCAGUGUAUUGUUGAGUGUAAGCAGCUUUGGGGGUUGUGGAGGUGCCUGAACUGGUUCAUGUGCUAAAAGGCUUUAUAAGUAAGAGGUUAGAAUUCAGACAGUGGGCCAGGAGAGUAUACUUUUCUUACAGUCUACAAAUCAACAGUGGGCAUCAAGGUUGUGAUCCCAGUUAACACUGCAUUGCUAAGAUCAACGUCCAUUGGGGACUGCAGGAUUUAGAGGGGAAUUGCCAUCUGUUUUUGUGGUUAUUGUGUCAGGCCUGAACUGACUUUAUAUAUAGAAAGAAAUGCAUCUUGGAAAAAACCUCUUUUGUGAUGCAGAAAUAGUUUGGGUAUUACUCUAAGUUAUUACUGGUGGUCUCUGCUCUAUCCUAAAGCCAUCUCUGUACUUUUCCCCAAGAGCUAGAACUGUAUAGGUAAGAACAAAACAUGGGAAAGCUGGACUUCCUAGAGAAACUGGUUCCUAAUUCCUUAAAUCAGCAAUGAUAGUCUUUUCCAUUAGUUCCCACCUUGAUUUCUCUUUACAUUUCCCCUUGCUCUUCAAUGAGGUGUAAAAUGAAUGCAUACCUGACCUUUACUGUGUAUGCCACCUUCCCUUCCAGCCUGUAGGCAAAAAUCCUUCUGCACUUCAACAGCCUGUAAUUAAGGGAGCGGAGAGGGGGGAAGCAGAGGCAGUGGUCGAUUUUUUUUUAAUAUAGAACACUGUUUGUAGUUGACUGACAAUUCCAAUCCGCUGGUGCUGAAGUAACAACAUCUCGCUUUCUUCAUGUGCCCCGCCAGCAAGAAUGAGUGCUUGUGUGUCUGUGCAUGGUGAGCAAUGAAAAACAAAACAACAAAAAAAGCAACACAAAUGCAGAGUUGUUUUCUUAACGUAGUAAGUGUCCUUCUGUAAAGGCAUCUACCUGAGCACCCCAGGUACAUUCCUCUUGGUGCAGCAGGAAGCCCAGGUGCUUUUCUCUGACCGCCCACAUUCCACACUGUAAGUCUAAAUCUGUCAUGUGGAUUGCUGUAUGAUUUCUGUCCUAUUAGCAAAUGUCAACUGAGAGCUGUUAAACUGUGUCCUUUUGUGUGUGUGCCUAGAUUGGCAGAUCUGCAGGACAACUCCAGCGUGGUACAAAAAAAACCAACAUUACUGUAUCUGGUCUUCAAAUAGCAAUUUUGUAGUGCAGAAUUACGUUUUCAGAUGGUUUCUUCUUAAUGUUAUACAUUUGCCUUUAAAAAUGGCCUUAAAAAAAGGGAGGAUGGAGAGUUGGGGGGACCCGUGGAGGACCUGGCGUACAACUGCAUGCAGUACCAUGGCCUCUGCAAGGGCUGUGCCAUGGCAUGAGCACAUGGCAGCUCCAGUGAGGUUUUGCUGGGCCUUCUGAAGGGCAAAUUACCUGAUGUUACCCUUUGGAGAGAAGCAGAGGCCAAACUCAUUGCCUGGGGCCAUGAGAUACAAAACCUUGUGACUCUGAGUCAUUCUGCCUGUGACACCUCGAAAAAGAGUUUCAGCUGAUCAUUUCCUUUCCCUCUGUACAGGUGGAUACUGUAUGAGUUUGUGCAAACGCUUAAACAACGCUAUUUUAGAUAAAAAGAACAGUGAUAUUAGUGCAGAAGCAUCUCUCCAAUUCCUUGGUAAACUCCUGGCCACAGAAAUCUCCAUGCUUUUGCCAAAAGCCUGUUUCAUUCUGUGUGUAUGUGCUCAGUGGCCUCUCCAUUUUUGUAUAAGCGCUGUCACCUGGCUGCAUUCCCACCUGAUAGUUCACCUGCAACCAUGUCCAUUGGGUAUGAAGAAGUUGCUGCCUUUUCCUUUUAAACUGUCGGCUUGGUUCUACAAGAGAACAGAUUACCUGCCUUUGUAGCCUAAACAUGUAUGUAUGUAGCUAAGUAUGUUAUGCUUUUCAUUUCUUUCAAAUAAAUAUUUUCUGUAGAAAAAGCA